Chelmon rostratus (copperband butterflyfish) is the source of this 2797-nucleotide messenger RNA. RefSeq names its product Rho family GTPase 3a (gene rnd3a). Bases 120 to 851 code for a protein of 243 amino acids. Gene Ontology annotation, molecular function: GTPase activity; GTP binding. Gene Ontology annotation, biological process: small GTPase-mediated signal transduction. NCBI's taxonomy places the organism in Eukaryota, Metazoa, Chordata, Actinopteri, Chaetodontiformes, Chaetodontidae. The record is from RefSeq and is a predicted model, not a curated record. The transcript has 5 exons.
UGGGAGGCAGCGCGACCGCAUCUGUCGCCACAUCUCGACGCUUCUCGCGCGCGCAAGACCGGACUCGUGUUGUUUUGUUUUGUUUUGUUUUUUUUUACAUUUCACCCCGGCUGAAAUCAAUGAAGGAGAGACGCUCGUGUCAGAAAUUAUCUCUGAAAUCCGGCAUGGAUCCCAGUCAGAGUGUGAAGUGUAAGAUAGUGGUGGUGGGAGACAGCCAGUGCGGGAAGACCGCCCUGCUUCACGUGUUCGCCAAGGACUGUUUCCCUGAGAGCUACGUCCCCACCGUGUUUGAAAACUACACGGCCAGUUUCGAAAUCGACACCCAGAGGAUCGAGCUCAGUCUGUGGGACACCUCAGGAUCUCCGUACUACGACAACGUGAGGCCCCUCUCCUAUCCGGACUCCGACGCCGUCCUCAUCUGUUUCGACAUCAGCCGCCCGGAGACGCUCGACAGCGUGCUGAAAAAGUGGAAAGGGGAGAUCCAAGAGUUUUGUCCCAACACUAAGAUGCUGUUGGUUGGAUGUAAGUCAGACCUGCGCACCGACCUGAGCACACUGGUGGAGCUCUCCAACCACAGACAGACACCUGUCUCUUAUGAUCAGGGUUCCAGCAUGGCCAAGCAGAUCUCGGCGCCCUACAUCGAGUGCUCGGCUCAGCAGUCGGAGAACAGCGUCAGAGACAUUUUCCACGUGGCCACGCUGGCCUGCAUCAACAAAAACAACAAAAACGUCAAGCGCAGUAAGGCCGCCCGCGGCAACAAGAGGAUUUCGCACAUGCCCGGCCGGCCCGACCUGGCGGCCGUAGCCUCGGACCUCCGGAAGGACAAGGCCAAAAGUUGCUCGGUCAUGUGACUGAUCGGACUGAGGAGGAUUAGACUGGGAAUGAGGACAGAGCACAGUGUAAGCAGGAAGCUACGGGGCAACGCUCUUUCCUGCAUGCUAAAGACCCCUUGUUUGUCUGGAAAGGGGUUUUAUAAGCUUCAAUCGAUGUACAUGUUACUGGAAUACUCUGCACCAAUGAAAACUCAAUGCGUAGUAGCGUCCCCACCCAUGUGGCCACCCCUCCCCGCCCCCACCAGACGAGGAAGCUAUCUGUCAGCCAGCUACCUGCUCGGGGAAGUGACCCGCUUCCUCUGGGACGACGAGGCGGAUGCGGUCGAGGCUUUCCACGCCAACAGGAAAUGAGCGGGAGGAGUGAUGUCAUUAGGAGAUGCUCAUUUGCGAAGGAAGGGGUGUGAGAACACGUGGUCUUUUGAACGCGAGCCAAAGCCGGCGACGGGGGUUUGCCGCCUGGGAAGAGAAAGAGGAGCUGCCGUCGUUGUUCAAAGACUUUUCGCUCGGAGGGCUUGUACAACAACUUGCCGCUGCCGCCUGGACCUGCCUCGCUCUCACUCCUGCUCUGUAGCUGUUAGUCUGUGUGCAGAGGAGGUCAGAAGAGGCUUUUCUUAGUUCUGCACAAAGGAAACCUGACGCUGUUUGUCCCCUGUCUCUGAUAUGUUGUCGGUAUAAUGUGAAGUCAUUGGUGUGUAACUGCAUCAGUAUUUGUUUUCUGUUUGUUUUUUUAAUCUUAGCUUCACCCUAAGUUCCAUCGGUGAUGCUCGCAGCUGAACGUUAUCUCCGAUCACGCCGAGCUCUUUGAGUUUCUAACUGCACGUGUGUUCCGCCGUUCCGCGCCCGUUUAGUUCACCUUACCAGCUAUGGAUGCGAAACGACUCUCUGAAGACAGAUCGUUGAAAACAGUUGUCCACACUGAGCCCCCUGUAUAAGUAAAAUGACUCGGUGCAUUUUCACCAGCCUGUGCUUUCAGAUUAAAAAACAGAAGUAACGUCCAUAACACAUUUUAAAACUCCUAAUGGGCCCAAAAGCUUUAAUUGACCAACAUUUAACCAAUUUGACUAACUGUGUGAAACGUGUGCGUCCUAACAGGCGGACAGCCAGUUUGAGCUAUGAAUCACCCUUCCUCUGCACGUCAGGGAGAGAGUGGGAAUGAAAGCAACAAUUAAAGCUCGUUCAUUAGGCUCUGAGCACAUCAGAGCCCUCUGCUUUGCAUUUCCCCGGAGUGCUCAGAUUGUCGUUGGGUAAAAUCCCCCCUAAAGGCGCGGUCACACCGGCAUUUAAAACAGCGUGAAGUCGCAGUAAAAUCAAUUCUUUACAAUGGAAGAGCCUCAGGGCGUGGGUUCUCUCUCAUGUGGAGUUGAAAUUUGGUGAAUUUGUGCCAUUGAUCAGUCGUUAUCAGUCUUAGCAGGGGUGACUUUUGAGGGAACAGCCAGCUAGGAAGUGAAAAAGCUGUCACAUCUCAUCAGCUGUGUUGCACCAUCCACUUGUUGAGUAUUAACUGCUCCACGAAAGAGCAACGGCUCUGAAUACACUGUGUGAACACACUGCUAGCGACCAGUCGACUCACCUUCAAGUGAAGAGGGACACUUUCUGGUGUGACCAGGCCUUCAGGCCUGCGGCGCUCAUUUGAAUCUGGGUGUCAAAUCCUGAAGUCUUGAAACAGUGUUUUUGAAUUUCUGUCCAACAACAGUGCAGUUAAGGAGCUGUUUGAAUAACAUAGGCAUCGAUGCACUUUUAAUGGAACUUUCAGACUUCCCUGUUCGCUUGUUCAAAUGCCAGCUGUCACGUUUGGCAGCUCAGGCCUGACUCUUAUCUCCACUUUCUGAUUUGUCGUCUGUUCCCCGUGUACAUUAUCAUGUUUUUCUUGAAUGUUGAUGUCACCUUCAAAAUGUCUUUGCCAAUGGUGUUGCCGCAAUAUUUAUUGAAUUCUAUAUUUUCCCUUUAGAAUAAAUGCAAAUGGA